Musa acuminata subsp. malaccensis (wild Malaysian banana) is the source of this 423-nucleotide messenger RNA. The record is from RefSeq and is a predicted model, not a curated record. NCBI's taxonomy places the organism in Eukaryota, Viridiplantae, Streptophyta, Magnoliopsida, Zingiberales, Musaceae.
UCCUCUCCUUCUCCUUAUCGCUUCCUCCACCUCUCUCUCUCUCUCUCUCGCGCGCGAGCAAAGAGACAGAGGGAGAUGGCGGACUGGGGACCGGUGUUCGUGGCGGUGGUGCUCUUCGUGCUGCUAUCGCCAGGGCUGCUGUUCCAGAUCCCGGGCAACGGCCGGCUGGUGGAGUUCGUCAGUCUCAAGACCAGCGGCCUCGCGAUCUUCGUCCAUUCCAUCAUCUUCUUCGCCCUCGCUGCCAUUUUCAUCCUCGCCAUCGGCGUCCACGUCUACACCGGUUAGCCAGCCACCUCGAUUCUCCCAUGGAACUGCAGACUUGGCUGUGCUCUGUGUCCAUUGCCUCUGUUCGAAUGUUCAUCUCUCUUGUGUCCCGUUGCCCUCACCUUCUUCUUGGAAGAAAGCUGCCAUCUUUGAUGUGAA